AUGACAAAUCGACAGCAGCACAGCAGCAGUGGUCGGUCCAUUUUGCUAGUCGUAGUUUUGCUCCUGAUUGGGUGGGGCAACAAUGGACAAGCUGUUGUUGACCACAACAACAAUAACAAUGAUAACAACAAUGCGGCCAAUGGCGGCGUGGAUCCUCUGGAAGCAUCUACUUGUCCGCCCUGUCCCAUAUGUCAAGCAUCACCACCACUGUCGAAUGACAAUAAUAACAACACAACCACCACAAACCCCUUGGCGGUAAACAUCUUGGUAGUCGAUUCCAUUGGAAUCAUCAACAUGGUGGAAUGCCCGAGAUUACCAAAAAAUCAACCCUGA
Cylindrotheca closterium is the source of this 333-nucleotide messenger RNA. Lineage: Eukaryota; Bacillariophyta; Bacillariophyceae; Bacillariales; Bacillariaceae. The record is from the annotation of a GenBank genome assembly.